Messenger RNA from Entamoeba invadens IP1, 711 nucleotides. RefSeq lists its product as hypothetical. The coding region runs from base 1 to 711 and encodes 236 amino acids. The transcript has a single exon. NCBI's taxonomy places the organism in Eukaryota, Evosea, Mastigamoebida, Endamoebidae. The record is from RefSeq and is a predicted model, not a curated record.
AUGAAAACAAAGAAAGAAGAAGUCGAUAAAUUUCUUCUGAAAUACGCAAAAGAAUAUCACACAAAAGAAUUUAUUAAAUCUGACCCCAUUCAGUUUCCACAUCGAUAUUUGAGAAAACAGGACAUUGAAAUCAGUGGGUUUGUGACAUCAUUUUUGAGCUUUGGGUCACGUCCACUUAUUAUUAAGGCGGCUGAAAGUGUCGAUGUACUGUUCUCUAAAGCGCCACUUGAAUAUGUCAAAGGAGAAAAAUGGCGGGAGGACUUUAUUGGGAAUGAAACGUUUUAUCGAACUAUUUCUAAAGGAAGGAUGAGAGAACUGUUUGAGUGGUUACACAUGAUAUACACCACUAAUGAAAGUAUGGAAGACGCUAUUCAAACACUUGAAGGAACACCAAUGGAACGUCUCUGUACACUUUUUGGAGUCACAUCUAAUGCACCACAAAAGAAGGUCAACAUGUUUCUGAGAUGGAUGAUCAGAAAAGACUCCGAAGUCGACUUUGGUAUUUGGAAGUCGUUCUCACAACAAGAUCUGCUUAUUCCACUCGAUACACAUGUCAGUCAAAUUGCGUGUCAAAUUGGACUGACUAAGAGUAAAUCGUACUCACUGAGUAAUGCUAGAACUAUUACUAAAGAACUUAAUAUUGUUUUUCCUGGUGAUCCAUGUUUGGGAGACUUUGCUUUGUUUGGGUUUGGUGUAAAUGAACAAAAUUAA